Betta splendens (Siamese fighting fish) is the source of this 3242-nucleotide messenger RNA. Its product is annotated as protein kinase C and casein kinase substrate in neurons protein 3. Bases 594 to 1757 code for a protein of 387 amino acids. Gene Ontology annotation, molecular function: protein binding; phospholipid binding. The record is from RefSeq and is a predicted model, not a curated record. NCBI's taxonomy places the organism in Eukaryota, Metazoa, Chordata, Actinopteri, Anabantiformes, Osphronemidae. The transcript has 10 exons. Gene Ontology annotation, cellular component: endosome; plasma membrane; cytoplasm. Gene Ontology annotation, biological process: regulation of endocytosis; cytoskeleton organization; plasma membrane tubulation.
GAGAGAUGGAGUUUGCCUUAUCUGGUCAUGCUGCUUUGUGCUUCUUUGUAAAACAGCAAAGCAUAGUUAAUAGGCCUAUUAACACACACAGAGGCUGAGUGGGUGACUCAUAUGGUCUGACACACCUAGACAGGCACAUAGACACACUAGAAAGGGAAGCCACAGUUUACUUCAUUAACACUACUCUGAGAAUCAGAGGGACUCAAACAAGAAACGAGACGAUCACAGACAAGUGGUGAAGUACAAAGAAGGAGGGAAUCGGUUUCCUGCAGUGACAGAGAGGAAGAGGGAGCGAGAGAGAAAGAGAGAAGAAGAAGACGAAGAAGCGAAGAGGGAGGGUGUGAGGGAGGAGGGAAAAAGAAGCCAACUCAUCUGACUGAAACAGUAGGCCAAAUGAAAGGGGAAGAGCAGGAGGAGCGCUGGUCCGAACGGCAGGGAAAUCAAAGCUGCAGAAGGUGACGAGGAAAGUAACGAAGACAAGAGGGAGAGUUGGCACCAGGAGCGGACGGGAGACAAAAAGGCUUUGAAGAGAAAAACAAAAGAGGGAAAAGGGGCUUGAGGCAGAGAGGGCCCCAACAUUCAGAGAGAACAGCAUGUCGGCGCCGCCGUCAGACAACCCCGAGGACGCCAACAGCCGCAGCUUCUGGAUGCCUGGCAACUAUCAGCGCACCGUGAGGCGGACAGAAGACGCCUUCCAGGCCUGUAAUGACAUCGUGGCGUGUUUCCAAGAGAGAGCGCGCGUGGAAAGGCAAUAUGCCCAGCAGCUCAGCGAAUGGAGCAACAAGUGGAAACCCGUGGUGGACUCCAGUCCACUUUAUGGAUCCCUCCUGAAGUCCUGGCAGUGUUUUCUGUCCUCCGCUGACCGCCUGGCCUCCUUACACGCCUCCAUCUGCCGCUCCCUGGUGUCAGACGAUGGCGACAAAGUCAGGACCUGGCAGAAGGACACCUUCCACAAGAAGCUGUUUGGAGGCUUUAAGGAGUCGCAGGACAUCGACUCGGGGUUCGCCCGUGCUCAGAAGCCGUGGGCCAAACGACUAAAGAAGCUGGACAAAGCCAGGAGGGCGUAUCACAAGGUGAGCCGGAAGGAACAGGCAGCCAGGGAGCGAGAGGAACACGCUCAGGGGAACCCAGACGUGGCCAUCGACAAACAGAAGAAGAUCCAGGAGGAGCGCGAGGUGGCUCAACAGGAAGCUGAAAAGGUCCGCGGGCGCUAUGAGAAGGUCCUGGAGGAGGUGAACCGCUACGCGCCCCGCUACAUGGAGGAGAUGGAGUCCAUUUUCGACCAAUCGCAGGACGAGGAGCGCAAGCGAAUCGUCUUCCUCAAACAGGCCUUUCUCUCCAUCCACAAACAUCUGGACAUCACCAACAACGAGAGCGUGAGGGCCGUGUACAACGAGCUCCACAACACGCUGAUGGCCAUCGACGAGCAGGAGGACCUCCGCUGGUGGAAAAACACCUACGGGCCUGGAAUGCCCACAGACUGGCCUCACUUCCAGGAGUGGACACCUGAGAAGAAAGCGAAAAAGGGAAAGAAAGGAGCGGAGAAGAAAGGGUCGCUCGAGAAAAGCGCGAUGAUUGGAGGAGUGAGAGUGAGAGCUCUGUACGAUUAUGUCGGUCAGGAGACGGACGAGCUUUCAUUCAAAGCAGGCGAGGAGUUCUUGAAGACCGAGGAUGAGGAUGAUCAAGGCUGGUGCAGGGGGAUGAAGGACGGGGGGUGGGAGGGGCUGUAUCCGGCCAACUACGUGGAGUUGGUGUAGCCGCGUGCGCCACACAACCAGCAGUCGCCUUCCAACCGUGGACGUAACGCGGCGGCGGGACAGAUCAGCUGUCGGCCAAAGAGCUGGAGCGACGGGGCGUUUGCUGUCUCACUCUCUUGAAAAGAUCAAUAAGCUGGAUUCUAACGGUACUUCAUGUAACUCUGCGGCAUCUGCAGACCUUCAGCCGGUUCCUUUUCCUUCACCUCAACACCUUUAAAAUGCUCACGCGGUGUUCGACGAGGGCGGCGCUGGUGCUGUGACUAUGACAAUCCAAAGCAGCAGUUCAAGUGGAGUCGGCUCAUAGAUAUAGAUACAAAUAUAUAAUCGUGUUUGUCUGGUGUUUAUGUUGAUUAUUAAAGGCGCAGUUUUGCCCCCGGUUCACAACAAUAUCGAUAUUUGCUCCUCAACGCAAUCCAGGAAGUGCCUUGUUUACUUUCAGGGGCUUUAAUCAGCACGUUAUAAAAACAAUGCAUCGCCUGAGCUCUCGACGGUGAACGGGGUUAAAGCAGCUCCUCUGUGGAGCUUCACGGCGUCGCUGGGCUCCUGCUUUCUCUUCCCUCCGCUUCACUUUCAGCAUCAAACAGCUGCUUUCAGCGGGAAGCGCUCGCUGCUCGCAGACGCUCAGCAACUCGCUGCGGAACAUAGCCCAGUAUUUAACGAGCCUAAUUGAGAAUCAAUAUUGGACUUAUAUUUAUCGCUAGACCGGAGGAGCGAAUGCUAAAUGUGCUGCCGAUCUGCUCGGCGUGUGAACGGGUCGGUGCUGCAGGAACACCUGCGCGUGCCGGUGUUCACGCUUUGCUCCCGUUGCUCAAAAGGCCAAAAUAGUCAUUACUGCAGGUUUAAAAGGUGGAAUUAUGUAAAACCACGGUGGUUUAUGAAGCGCUUACAUCAUCACGGUGGUCGGAUGGUGAGAAUAUUGGACCUUGACUGGGCCUUGUUGUGCGUCACGUGCUGACAGGACAGCUUUGCUGGAACUCUCUUUAUAUUUUUGCCAUUUCCCCUGAUUCACCGUCCCACAGUCAUCAAGGAGUGUAAAUGAAUAGAAGAGAGCUGCAUUAAAACGUUUUCCUCCUUUUGUGUGUUUGACUAGAAUGGAAAAAGAUACAUUUCUCACUUUCACCAGUGUUAACUUGUUUUGCUUUGAGUUUGUGUCUGCGUCCGGUACUUGUGGGGCCGAGCAGCCGCCGAUGCAACGCUGCUGCAGUGCUGAGUGUUUAGAGAUGAAACUGAUACUGCGUUUCUUCAUCAGAUUCUCAGUCUGACGCCAGACAUUCGUGUUUCCUAUCUGGUCCGGCUGCUCCUUUAAGAUAAGAGAAGGGGAACAAACGUUUUUCCUGUCUGUCUGUAGCAACAUCUAUGAAACACAGAUGAUGCAAACCCAGGGGCUUUUGCAUCAUACAGUACCUGUGUACAUGUGUGUCUUUAUAUGUUGGUCUCCUCAAUAACCCAUAAACAAAAAUAAACUUUUGAACAUUAGUGUAACUA